Urocitellus parryii (Arctic ground squirrel) is the source of this 7423-nucleotide messenger RNA. RefSeq names its product RWD domain containing 1 (gene Rwdd1). The record is from RefSeq and is a predicted model, not a curated record. Gene Ontology annotation, molecular function: protein binding. Lineage: Eukaryota; Metazoa; Chordata; Mammalia; Rodentia; Sciuridae.
CAGACCCCAGUCGAUUUCUCCCUUGGAUUCACCUCUACUUAUUAAGGCGCUGAGCCUACCCGCCCCACGCAUUAGCAGACCUUCUGCUACUCCGCUUAUCGGCUUCCGUAGUGGUCCCAGCCUCUCGCUCAACUCCUGAGGAAGCCCAGCAACUUAAACUUGAACUUGGAGAAGGGCAGAAAUGACCUGAACCUAACCAAAAGCAGGCUGGGGGUCCGCCUAGCUUCAACAGCAGGUAAAUCAGAAACCGUAAAAUGCGCCAGUUCGCAGACGUCCCCACCGCYCGCCAUUAGAGACAGAGUCCGACCCAAAGCGUUAAGGGCACCUUCAGCCCCGACUCAUCGAGCGAGGAUGCAGCGCUGAAGGCUUCUCAGGCUCAGGCCCUGCAAAGCGCAGCAGCGGCGAUAGGUGUCCUUAGUGAAUGCCAGACCAGAUGCCUCCAAGAUCCCAGCAAACGUCGUACAGGCGUGGAACAGGCGGCAAAUCAGUGCCCCGCUGGCUAGGCCGAAUAAGUCGAACGCGGAAUAAGGGCUCAGGCGGAGGGCGACGCGGUGUUGUUGCUCAGCAGGUCCGGCCUGGCUUUGGACUGCGUUCCUUCCAGCCCGGGACUCUGCGCCUGCGCCCGCCCCGCUGCCGGCGCGGCCGCGCUUUCAGCUGCUGCGCGCUGCCUUGGGAUCCGGGCGACCCAUGGGGAGCAGCGAGGGCCACGAUGACAGAUUACGGCGAGGAGCAACGCAAUGAGCUGGAGGCUCUCGAGUCCAUCUACCCCGAUUCCUUCACAGUAUUAUCAGAAAAUCCACCCAGCUUCACCAUUACUGUGACAUCUGAGGCCGGAGAAAAUGAUGAAACUGUUCAGACUACACUCAAGUUUACAUACAGUGAAAAAUACCCAGAUGAAGCUCCCCUUUAUGAAAUAUUCUCCCAGGAAAACCUAGAAGAUAAUGAUGUCUCAGACAUUUUAAAAUUAUUAGCAUUGCAGGCUGAAGAAAAUCUUGGUAUGGUGAUGAUCUUUACUCUAGUGACARCUGUGCAAGAAAAAUUAAAUGAAAUAGUAGAUCAGAUAAAAACUAGAAGAGAGGAAGAAAAGAAACAAAAAGAAAGAGAAGCAGAAGAAGCAGAAAAGCAACUAUUCCAUGGCACUCCUGUUACAAUAGAGAAUUUCUUAAGUUGGAAGGCCAAGUUUGAUGCAGAACUCUUGGAAAUUAAAAAGAAACGGAUGAAAGAAGAAGAGCAAGCAGGAAAAAAUAAAUUAAGUGGGAAACAGCUAUUUGAAACAGAUCAUAAUCUUGACACAUCUGAUAUCCAGUUCUUGGAGGAUGCUGGAAACAAUGUGGAGGUAGAUGAGUCUUUGUUCCAGGAAAUGGAUGACUUGGAGCUGGAGGAUGAUGAAGAUGACCCAGACUACAAUCCUGCUGACCCAGGGAGUGACUCAGCAGACUAAUGGACUGUCCCCAUCUGCAGAGAAGUUGACUGCCACAGCAUCUGUGGCUAUGCUGAGAGGGUUUUGAUUUUCCUUUCUUUUUUUCUAAGAAAAAAAAAUAAUUUUCAGGAGAGUAUUCUUCUGAUCACUUUCAUCACUGACUUAAUAAACUGACCUUAAAGUUUCAAAUAUAGAAUGUUCAUGUCUUCUAAUUGAUGAGCAGAAGAUUACAUAUUUAAAGGUAUUUAGUGUUGAAGAGCGAUCCUUCUAAUAACACCAAGACUUGAGGGUAGGCUGUGGCAUGUGAGGGUUCAUACAUGAAGAAUCAGAAUAACUCAGAAUUUCUCUGCUUGUGAUCCUUGUUUCUUUGGUUUCUAAUGUUAUCAUUUGUAUUAGAAGGUUGAGGCAAAUACAGAAUUAAUCCUAGAUCCUUCUGACACAAUAAAUUUAAGUCUUAAUAAACCAGAACCCAUAUUAUAGGCAGGGAAAAAAAUGGAUUUCAUUAUAAUAGUAGUAUUGGAGUGAGAUUUUGUGGUAUUUUUAAGAGAUGUUUAUUCUUAGGUCACUUCUCAGGUAAGACUUUGUAAGUCCCAGUCUGCAUUUUUAAACAGUGAAAUUGCAUACCAGUUCUACAGGUGAUUCUGAUGCACACUCCUGAUUGAACUACCGUCUUGCAAUUGUGACAUCUGUAUGUUAUAGUGUUUCCCUGCUGCUUUCUAAUUAGCCAGUCUGAAGUGGUCUGAAUUAUAAGAGUUAUAUACUGUGUGCAAGGGGAACACACAUCAAUCUCCAUAUAUGUGUAAGACUAUCUUUGUAUUAAUUUGAAAUGAUUGACAUAGGGGUACCUUAUGGGAGAGCCAGGCUUCAUGUGAGUUUUCCAGUCUUUGAAGCCAUGGAGGAUUAAUCCAAAUCGAGUGGGAAAUCAUUUGUGCUGUUGUAAAGAGCUGCCUUUAGUCAAAAAAGACCCAUGCCACAUACCUGCAAACAAAACUAUAUCAAUGCCACAUUGACUUUUGGACUUUUGUUAUUAAGAGCCAAAUUGUCACUGGGUAAUUUAUUACUUUUUUAAGGAAACUUCUAGUCAGUCUUGAUGCCAGAGCAAUAGAACAGAAUAGCAGGGAGAGAUCCAAAAAUAGUUACGUGAGAUUUUGUUUUUCCUAAAAGCUCCUGAUGAAAGCUGUUUAAAAGAUACAUAAGAAUGUGGAAGAAGCAGACUAACUGGGGCUAAAACAGCAGUGAGGAGCCAUGUGAUACUGAGUUUAGUGAAGACUUGACCUCGCAGUAUCAAGAAUGAUUCCCCGGCCUAGGGAUGUAGCUCAAUGGUAAAGUGCUUACCUAGUACGUGUAAGGUUCUGAAUUCAAUCCCUAGUACUGCCAAAAAAUAAAAAAGAUUUCUCUCUCCCCUUCAUGUUGUUUUUAAGCAUCAGUUUUAUACAUUUCCUCUAGGUAUUGAAAUGGCUUUCCACUUUUGUCAUUUCAGACUUUAGGCAAAAUCUGUGAUAAAAUAAAUAUAACCUGGUUAGUUCUAAUAUCAUUUCCAAGUCUUUUCAUGUAGGAAUUCAGUUUGCUCUUGGCAUUAUUUUGGGAAUUAAACCAAGAUUCAGCUUCUCAAACCAGAAUACACAGACUCCCAGGAUGAGCAAUGGCAUGACUAAUGGUAUAUGAAGCAAUAAUUAGCAUGUCUUGGAUUAUCUGUUUUUUUCUUGGACUUAGGCAAAUCUUUGUUUAGCUUUUCUACUUGAGCCAAGUUAAAUUUUACUAGGUUAAAAAUAAAAACUCUGUAUUCAUUAUAGUGUACUCUAAUAAUGCCUGUCAUGGAGCAAGUAGCUAGUAUUGUUGAAUGAAUGAAUUAUAGAAUAGAAUGCAAAGUGAUGUACUUCCAAAGAUACAACGUGGGACUUCAAAGAAAUUUCUUUUUCGCCAUCUACAUCUUUGGACAGUAGUAGAUUUCACAUUACUUGAUGUACUUUUGCCAGUAGGGCUCUCCUAGGUAAAAGGCUGAACAGGUUGUGAUCUAAGGCAGCACAUUAAAUGGUUACGUGGACAUUGCCUGCUUGGGAUAGAAUCAAGGGGAGUGAUCAGUCACAUCUCAGUGGAAAGAAUGAGUUUAAUGAUGGUAUUGUCACAAACUCAAGAUACAUUUGCCAAGAAGGAAAGAGAUGCAUCUAUACCAAGAAAAUUAUUGUGGGUUUUCAGUAUUUGUGUGCUUGCACUUUCAUUAGGUGUGUUGAAGUACAAAUGAAAAGCAGGGGAACUGCCUCAAUAUAUGGUGUUUCUCUUUUGAAGAAUAUACAUAUCAGAUAGUAAAAGUAGGAGACAUUAUGUGAUUUUGUGUCAAAAUGAAUCACACUCUUUAAUAAUUUUAGGGUGUGAUCUUAGAGACCAUUGAAUGGUAGGUAAACUAUUUCAGAAGAAAGUGUUAAUUUGUGUAACUGUAAAUGCGAAUGCCACCAAUUAGCUGUUUUAGGAACUGUGUCAGAGUGCCAUUAAAAAAUGCUGCCAAAAUGGUAAUUGUUAGGUUUUCAGGUUUCAUUUUAAGUGGAAUCAUGUGACCUUUUGGUCAAGUUACUUGUGUCAGAAGGUGGCUGACAUUCUAAUUGUUGGUCAAACUCAUCAAAAGACUUAUAGAAAUGGCCUAUGAUGAUUUAAAUCUUACAUCUAAACUUAUUUUGCAUUAUCCUGUGUGUGACUUAUCCUCAACCCAGUUUUCAUUUUUGGUCCAACUUUUAAAAAUUUCAUUUUCACAAGCACUUUGGAAAGCAAGAAAGAUACACACAAAUUUACUUUGUUGUUGCUGAUUGGGAAUGUUCACUUUGAAAGAUCUGUUAACUAAGCUGACUUAUGAGCCAUGAGCCAGUAAGGUGAGCAGCUGAUUCAGUUAACACUUGAGUGCUCUGUGUGCCAGCUGGCCUUUGUGGUAAUGUGAAUGUCCUUUCCCUCCUCACUGAAAGGAAAUAAAAUAAUGCAGUUUGGCCCCGUGUUUUCAUCUGAUCAGCACUUUAUCCACUUGUAGCCAUACCAAAUUAUAGAUUAGGUUCUGUUAUAACCACUUUCAAAGACACUCUGCAAUACGUCACAAGUGAGCACACCAACACAAAUGGUGUUGUUUGCAGUCCUGAACCACCAAGUUAAGUGGCAUUUCAUUGUUUCUCUUAAUUCUGUGAUGCAGCUAAAUAUUUUAGGCAUACUAAGCCAAAUGAGAAGAGAGCACUGGGUGGAAGAGGAGAUAGGAAGAGUAACAGAAACAGACUGAUUCAUACUUUUGGAAAAGUAUAGUCUCUGAAUGAGGCAAAUGAGAAAAAGGGUUGUUUUCAAAGAACUAAGAAAAUUGUUUCCCAUAGUUAACCAGAUCUUUUCAUUUCCUUUUACAUUUAAGUAAUGUUUUUAAAUAAUUGUUGUAUUUUCCUGCCUUUUGGCUUUUUCAGUUAGGCAUUUGCUCAUCCUAAACAUACUCAAGAGUUUCUUCUUCUAGUUCCACCUCAUCUCUACAUUUGCAACAAUUUUUCUUUGAAAGAACACUCUGCUAGUUUUUCUGACUUUCUUUACUUGCACAGAGGUGAAGAGUAUUUACUUUUGGAAAUUCUUUACUGUUGAAACUUUUUUAUCUGAACAAUGCACCAUGGGAUUCGUUGACUGAAAAUAAGUCAGAAACAAAAUAUAUUUAGUUCCCCCACUUUUUUUGAAGGUAUUUAGUCCCCCAAAAGCAGGGGGGCAGGGGUGGGGCAUAAACUAUCUCAUGAUGCACGUAUAUGCCAGUACUAAAGUAAAUUUUUAUAGCAACAACAAAAUCAGUUAUUAGAAAAUGAGAAACAAUAGCUUUGAUGAAGUUUGCAUUUUAAGCAAAUCAUAUUUGCCACUAUUCUCUUUCCUUGCUAUUAUUAACUAAUUUUAUGGGAGAUAAAGAUAAGUUUGAGAUAGGAAGUCUGCACAUUUGUUUAUUAUGUGGGAAGGUUGGUGUUUUUCUGUUUAUCUUCAUUGGAAAUCAAUUGAUAAUGAACUUGAGCCAGUGCUGAGAGGCUUUAGCGCAAGAGAAAACAAGAAGUAAGAGUGAGGAUUUAGUAUUUAAAAAUUAAUAUGUUAGUUCACCAGUUGUGUUGGCACAUUUGUUAGUAUGAAAAUGUAUGAUACAGUUGUUUAGAAUGGUGAGGAUUGAAAUAGUCAUGCACAAGUAGUGUGAACUUGAAGAAAAUUCACUGAACCUGUCUGAUUCUUGACUCAUCUGUAAGGUGGGGAUGAUAAUAUUUAAUGAUUCAUUUUAUAGAAAGAGAAAAUUGUUGCGUUAGUGGUCAGUUACAGUAAAGCUUUUCACUGGGCUUUGCCUAUAAAUGUUUUCUGAUGCAUCUUCUUUCACAAGCCCUACACAAUUGAAUUGCAAUGCUGUAUUCUUCUCCACCUUCCUUUGUCAUGAUAUCAUCAAAACAUCUAAAUCCAGAAAAAGUCAAAAGUUUAUUUAGCAGUGUGCAUCUUCUUUAGUUUGCACAAAUGUUGCUCUGCCUUCCCACCUGUGGCAGCCAACCUGCCUCAAGUUAGAAUAAUUCUGAAGAGUAGAAUAGGGGGCUCUUUAUCUAUUUAAUCAACUGUGGCCUCUAUUGCAACUGCAUUUCAGUUCAGCUUCUCCCUUGCUGGGUCAUGCUUGUUACACUCCCACAAAGAUGGUUCCUUGGAGUUCUUCCCAGCCUAUAUACCAAUUCGUCUCUUCCCUGGGAGAACUCAAACUAAGGCAUCUUAUACAGUAAUUUAAAUUAAAAAAUCAUGGUGACUCAAUGGCAAAUGGUAGUAGAUCAGAACUGGCUGAGAGCAAAUUUGGUCAGGAGGGUCUUGAGCUAGUGAGUGCCUAAGCUAAUUCCCACUGACCCCAGGUUGUGCUAAGAAGAGUGGUUCUGGGUGGGCAGUGGAAAUAUGUGGGAGCAUUUUUGAGUGUUUGGAUACACCAAAGUGGGUAGGAGCCAGUGAUACUAGACAUUUUCUGAUAUGCAUAGUCCCACAAGAUAAAAAGCUGUUCCAAAUGCUGCACAAAUUUCUAAUAUUUCUCUAGACAUUCAUGACUGUGGAAAAACGUGUAAAAUUGAGUUCAGAACUUCAUUCCAUUUUACAUAUAAACUCAAAGUUUGUUUUGUAAACUUUUAAUAUCCACUGAGUGUUUUAAGAAUAUAAUUCCAUACAAAUUGAGGAAAGAUUACAUUGUUGUGUUCAGAAAUUUAUCAAGAGCUUAUUAAUAUUUAACAAAGUAGCAUUAUUGAUUCCAAGGCUUUAUAUGAUACAUGAAUUGCCAAGACACUGUAUAUAUUUUAUACAUUUGUAGUUCUUGAAUUAUAGUGAUUCUUCUUAUAGGUGUAAUAAUUUGUAAUUUAUUAUAUUAUAGUUAGUAGUAUAUGCGUAUUUCACAUAUAAAUAUAUGUAAAUCUAUUUUAUUACACUCAUUUUUCAGGUUUUCAGGUUUUUAGUUAUGGUAUUGAGUUUUUUCCAAAUUGCAUGUAUAUAUUUAGGUCAUGCUAUCUGUGGAUUUUAUCUCAGGACAGUAAAGGGUUUAGAGCUUUUUUAAAAGUGUAAAUGAAAUGACAAUAAAAUACUUUAGACUCACUAAAAUGAUUACAAUUAAAAGACAAACAAUCUCAAUAUGGUGGGAGUGUGGAGCAAUUGAAACUCACAAAUGAUGCUGGAAGUGUAAAAAGGUAUAAUCAUUUUGAAAAACAGGAGUUUCUGAUAUGUAAACAAUUCAUUUUCUCUAGGACAGCUGAUUUUAUUUUUCGGUAUUUAUGCGAGAGACUUAACAUCUAUCUAAAAACAAAAUCUUGUUCAAGACUAUUCAUAGAAAUUUUAUUCAUGAAAAUCCUGAACUAGAAACAACCUAAGCCAUCAAUGGGUAAAUGAACAAUUUAUGUGAUUUUUAUACGAAAUUCGACUAAGCAAUUACAAAAGAACACAUCCUGGGAUAUAUUAGAAAACAGAUGAAUCUGAAUUUUGUUUUUUAGCAAAAGAUGAUUGAUACCCUUUAUAUGAAUU